Messenger RNA from Mucor mucedo, 1320 nucleotides. RefSeq lists its product as uncharacterized. The record is from RefSeq and is a predicted model, not a curated record. Gene Ontology annotation, molecular function: oxidoreductase activity, acting on the CH-OH group of donors, NAD or NADP as acceptor; NAD binding. The coding region runs from base 1 to 1320 and encodes 439 amino acids. NCBI's taxonomy places the organism in Eukaryota, Fungi, Mucoromycota, Mucoromycetes, Mucorales, Mucoraceae. The transcript has 3 exons.
AUGACUGAUAUUGCUCAACCUAUCGAAUCUAACCGUACUCGCGGUGGAUCUUUCUCUCAAAAUAAGCCCAAGGUGCUUCGACCCUUCAAUACCAGUGAAGUCAAAAUCCUCUUAUUAGAAAACGUCAACACAACAGCUGUCGAAGCUUUCAAAAAGCAAGGUUACCAAGUUGAAACAUAUGCAAAGGCAUUGGUAGGCGAUGAGUUGAUUGAAAAGAUCAAGGAUGCUCAUGUUGUUGGUAUCCGUUCCAAGACAAAGCUUACCAAAGAUGUCUUGGAUGAGGCAAAGAACCUUUUAGCCAUUGGUUGUUUCUGUAUUGGUACAAAUCAAGUAGAUCUUAAGCACGCAGCCAACAAGGGUGUUGCUGUAUUCAACUCUCCUUUCAGUAACUCUAGAUCUGUGGCCGAGUUAGUGAUUGGUGAAUUAAUUACGCUUGCUCGUCAAUUGGGUGACCGUAACACAGAAAUGCAUGAGGGAAAUUGGAAUAAGGUUUCAAAGAACUGUUAUGAAAUUAGACACAAGGUUCUUGGUAUUGUGGGCUAUGGACAUAUUGGUGCACAAUUGAGUGUGUUGGCAGAAGCUAUGGGUAUGACUGUUUACUUUUAUGACACUUUACAAAUUAUGCCCUUGGGACAAGCAAAGCCUAUGGAAUCCUUAGAAGAGCUCUUAGCCAUUUCCGACUUUGUUUCUCUCCAUGUACCCGAAACUGAAGAAACCAAGAACAUGAUUGGCGAACGCGAGAUCAUGAAUUACAUGAAGAAGGGCUCUUACCUUUUAAAUAAUGCUCGUGGUACAGUUGUUCAAAUCCCCGCACUUGCAAAGGCAUUACAUUCUGGCCAUCUUGCUGGUGCUGCUAUUGAUGUGUUUCCCAAGGAACCUGCUGCCAAUGGCAACCAUUUCACUGAUUACCCUGACUUGUUGAGCGCCAAAAACUUGAUCUUGACACCCCAUAUUGGUGGAUCUACCGAAGAAGCUCAAUCAAUGAUUGGUAUUGAAGUCUCUAGUGCAUUGACUAAAUUCAUCAAUGAGGGUUCUUCUCUUGGUGCUGUCAACUUCCCCGAGAUUGAUUUGCGUGCUAUUUCUCAAGAUGAAAAGGAUACUGUGCGUGUGCUUUAUAUCCAUCGUAAUAUCCCCGGUGUUCUUCGCGCCAUUAAUGAGAUCUUUGCUGACCAUAACGUUGAAAAGCAAUAUUCUGACUCCAAGGGCGAGAUUGCCUAUGUGAUGGCUGAUAUUUCAAAUGUCUCUCAACAGAGUUUGCAAUCCGUUCAUGAUGCGAUUGUUGCAACUCCUGCCAACAUCAAAACUCGUAUGCUCUAUUAA